Molecule: messenger RNA, 1982 nt
Organism: Oryza brachyantha (malo sina)
Lineage: Eukaryota; Viridiplantae; Streptophyta; Magnoliopsida; Poales; Poaceae
Product: tetracycline resistance protein, class H
Exons: 15
Coding region: 322-1686 (454 amino acids)
Biological process (GO): transmembrane transport
Cellular component (GO): membrane
Molecular function (GO): transmembrane transporter activity
Source: RefSeq, a predicted model, not a curated record
GCCUCUCUCACCUCCGCCGUUCGCCGAUUCGCGAGGGUUUGCUGCGUCGCGUACGAGCUGAGGGACGUGGCAGGAUGCCAUGAGCUGUGCCGCCGCCGCCUCGAGCCCUAGCCCUAGCCCUAGCCCCCGAGCGUGCCCGGGGGACUCCUGGUGUGAUGUGCGUGGAGCCGCCGCCGCCGCCCUCUCCGGGACGACAUGGCGGAGGGAAAAGCUAAACCUCAUGAAUCGUGCUGCUCCUGGUCAAUAAAAGCAAAGGGAUUAGCAAGGAAAAGAAGGAAUAAGAGAGAAACACUUGAGGUCUAGAAGAGGAGCCCGGAGAGCAUGGAGGAGAAGGUAGUAGGAGAUGUGAGAGUUCUGAAGCCACUGAUGCACCUGCUGCUGGGGCUGGUGAUGUACUGGGUUGCCGAGGAGAUGACGGUGCCUGUGCUCGUCGACGUUACCACCCGUGCGCUCUGCCCCAGUGAUGACAAUGCCUGCCCGGAGGCUAUCUACCUCAAUGGCCUCCAUCAAACGGUGGGAGGGAUUUUCAGGGCUGUAGGGUACACUUUGAUGGGGCAGCUAGCUGAUGAAUAUGGCAGGAAGCCUCUCCUCCUCCUCACUGCCUCCACUUCCAUCCUCCCUUAUGGUGUGCUUGCCUGCAACAAAUCCAAGGCUGCCAUCUACAUCUACCUUAUUCUGCGUACCUUGUCAUUCAUGAUAGGCCAAGGAACCAUAACCAGCCUUGCAGUGACAUACACGGCCGAUGUGGUUGAACCAUCAAAGAGAGCAUUGGCAUUUGGCUGCAUAACUGGGGUGUUAUCUGCUUCGCAUGCUCUGGGCAAUGGCUUCUCCAGGUUUCUGCCUGAGCGUUGGAUUUUUCAGGUCUCGGUUGUUUUGUUGAUCUGUUCUGUCAUCUACAUGAAAAUAUCUCUGGUUGAGACAUUUCAAAGAGCUUCUUCCGGUUCAUUUGAGCAUAUGUCGUUCUCAUCUUUGGUUGUCAAGUUACCACUGCGGCGUUGGGAGUCUAUCAAGGAUAAUAUUAGCAUAAUCAGAAGGAGUGAAACACUUAGGAGAAUCACAUACAUUUCGUUCUUCUACGAGUUGGGCAUGAUUGGCAUUAGUGAUGUCCUAAUGUACUAUCUGAAGUCAGUAUUUGGUUUUGACAAGAAUCAGUUCUCUGAAAUUCUUAUGGUGGUAGGCAUUGGUUCAAUAUUUUCUCAGAUUUUGGUACUCCCUGUUAUUAUCAAUACAGUUGGUGAAAAGGGAGUCCUAUGCGUUGGGAUACUUGCAUCUGUUGCUUAUGCUCUGCUUUAUGGUUUUGCAUGGAGUUACUGGGUUCCAUAUUUUACUUCUUCACUGGGUGUCAUCUAUGUUCUGGUCAAACCAGCUACUUAUGCAAUCAUCUCUGGAGAAGUAGUCUCAUCUGACCAGGGGAAGGCACAAGGAUUCAUUUCAACUGUGAAAUCCACAGCUGUAUUGUUGGCACCACUGUUUAUGAGCCCCCUGACCUCUUACUUCAUUUCAGAACAAGCCCCCUUCAACUGCAAAGGUUUCAGUUUCUUCAUGGCUGGUUUCUUCUUGGUAAUAUCUUUGGGCAUUUCUUUAAUGCUUAAGCCAGACUGUGGAGCCAAAUGCACAAGAGUUGCCGUUCCAGACCAGCCUGAUCAUGAAGCAGUGCAAGCACCACUAUUAUUGUCUCAACCUUGAACAAAUGGCAAUGACCUGAACUUUGUACAUACUAUUCUACCAGGCAAACGUCUGUGCUAUGAGGAUCACAUUAUUUGUAACGCAAUCUUCUACUCAUGUCGCCAAAGUCGACAUCGGGUUUAUAGCAAAGAUAUUGUACAAGUGGAUGAGUGAAGUUUAUGUAGAAGGUGAAGUUACAGAACUACACAAGUGAGUUUGCACUUUGCAGUUGCAACUGACUGAACCAAGGCUGUGAAGUUAAUAUAGCACUUGGUAGUUUACAUUUUUAUGUGAAAAACACUGAAUUUGAGUUGAUG